Molecule: messenger RNA, 1161 nt
Organism: Ambispora gerdemannii
Lineage: Eukaryota; Fungi; Glomeromycota; Glomeromycetes; Archaeosporales; Ambisporaceae
Source: the annotation of a GenBank genome assembly
AUGGAGUCAAACGAAGAAAUUUCGGUUUGGGCCGAGUCUUUAAUAACGCCAAACAGUGACCAAAAUUCAAAAGUCGAAGGUGUACGAAUUCUCACUUUUAAUUUCUUUAUGCGACCUCCACUCAUUCGUAAUAAUGCAAGCGACUAUAAAGAAGCACGUCUCGAAUAUUUUAUACAAAACAUUUUGUCAAAUUAUGACAUUAUAUGUUUGCAAGAGAUGUUUCAGUUUGGAAGUAGUAGAAGAAAUAGAUUAUUAGAAGCUGCUUUUAAAAAAGGGUUCAAAUUUUCAUGGACCUCGCCCGCCAAAAGUAUCUUGAGUGGUAGUAUUGAUGGCGGCUUAGUACUUUUAAGUAAAUUUCCUUUACAUGAACGCGAAAUUACCGUGUAUCCGAUAGGUUGCUAUAGUGAUAGGUUUUCAGAUAAGGGUGCUCUCUACGCUAAAAUUGCCAUAACGAAUAAUGAUUGUAUCCAUCUGUUUACAACACACACCCAAGCAUCUUAUUCUUCUGCACCACCACCUAACGAGGAAUCCGUAAUAAUUCGACAUCAACAGCUUGCACUCCUCCGGAAAUUUAUUGAUAAAUGUCUUGAUGCCGCUGGUAGAAAACCCGAAGAGCUUGUUCUCUUGGUGGGAGAUUUAAAUGCGAAUGGGCGUCCACAAUUAGAUCCUCUGAAUCCAGCUAUCGUUCAAGAAGAUAGUGCAGAGUAUAAAUGUAUGACGCGAAUUCUGCGUGGUGAAGGAAUUGAAGCUAGUCUCGCAAAUCCAAAGCUUAUCGACUUGGAAGAAUUAUGCUAUGUCGCACCUACAGUGAUCAAUAUAAGAGAUAUUGCUCGAGAACGCUACGGGCAACAUCCGGUCACAUUCGGAGAUGUGUAUGUUGAUGAUAAAGGAUAUAUUCAUCCACGUGAAACAGUCUUGACUUCCACUAAAGAUUGGAAGACAACUGCUAGUCUAGAUUAUGUGUUAAUAAUCGACGAGAAGGAUGAUGAGCUAACAGUGUCUAAAAGAACUGUGGAAGUUGAUGUUCAGAAAACUAAAAUCGAAGAAUUUUUCAUUUCUACUGAAACAUCAAAUCAUCCAUUUACACAACUUUCAGAUCAUUAUGGCGUGAGCACUGUAUUAAAAGUAAAGGAUGGAAAAUUAACUCCUUACACGGUUUAA